AUGGAGAAGAUUCUCUCAUCUCUGAAUAGCCUCGCUGAGACAUGGCUGACCUUUGGCUCAGCUUCCUAUCAUAUAGACCUCAACGACACCUUACUAGAUGGGCUGGGGUUGCUGCUUCUCUAUGUCUGCUACCUGAUUGUGAAACUGGUUUUACAACCACUGUGGAGAAAGAAAUACACCCAAAAGCCCCCCAGGAAGCCAUCUGAUCCCCCAGGCUUUCAGCAAUGGGACAUCCAGAUUCCCUCCACAAUGGCUGUCGCUCGGCAACUGCUCAGAACGGCUAAGGCUUCCACAGAUAAUGACUCUCCUACCCUUACUCACCCUGUACCUCGGCCCUUGCCUGACAGUGACCAACAGCUGCCAGAACUGUAUGCAUCAGCUGAGAAUUUUAAUAACGAGAGCAAGAAAUCAAAUUUCCAAAAACUCUGCGCCACCUCCUUUGAGGAAGCUCAGCAACUCCUCGGAAAAAACCUGGGUACUGUGCCAUUUGCUGCUUCUGGUGCUGAGAGAAAAGAUGAACCCCACCCUGCCGUACAGAGCCCGGUUAGCAACCAGGAGCAGAAUCUCACGUCCCUGGCAGAUCUACUUCACCACAGCCUGUUGAUGGGCUCCCUCGUCCCUCUGGAGCAGUUAUCCAGGACCCAGCGUAGACUGACCCAGGCGGGCAUCCCUCCUCCCGUGCACAUGUUUCCGUACGGUUUCAGGACCGACGAGCCGAUGGUUACGCCAACGCCCACCUUUAGACAGAGGCUUCCAAGCCACACCUUCCGGAAACUUCUCCUGGCUUCUGUUACCCCGGAAAGGCUGGUGUUUGAAGAUAAAUCGAUCCAAUUCUUCUCCUUGGAGCCAGGCAAGCAGUUCCUGGACCUAGUGGACCUGGAGUGGCGGUAUUUCAACGGACUUGCAAAGUGGGGGCACAUUCCCAGGAAGUUCUCAUUCAUGGACAUAAAAUACAACACUGAGAAAAGAUUUGUUGAGAGCCAAGGCAUGCCUGGUCCGGUUUUUCCUCCUCUAGUUCGGAAGACUUUGGUGAUUUAUCCUCAGCUUGACCAUCAUGAAGAGGGACAUUAUUCUCUUAAGUGGAAUGUAUAGAACACUGUCAGCAGAUCCGGACAUGGAUUGUCGCGUUUGAGAACAUUAAAUUUAUACAGGAGACAGAAACGCAUCAGAUCCAUUUUUCUAUACACUGUGCAAAGCCUAAAUCCAAAUACUCCCAUGGAGGAAAUUGUACACCUGAUCUGCUAACGUUAGCC
Microtus oregoni (creeping vole) is the source of this 1253-nucleotide messenger RNA. RefSeq lists its product as uncharacterized. Lineage: Eukaryota; Metazoa; Chordata; Mammalia; Rodentia; Cricetidae. The record is from RefSeq and is a predicted model, not a curated record. The transcript has 5 exons. The coding region runs from base 1 to 1092 and encodes 363 amino acids.